This is a messenger RNA of Stylonychia lemnae, 1407 nucleotides long. Lineage: Eukaryota; Ciliophora; Spirotrichea; Sporadotrichida; Oxytrichidae. The record is from the annotation of a GenBank genome assembly.
AUGUAUCAAAUAGUCUAUAACGAAGUAACUGAGGAGGAAUACAAAGUUGCAGUGACUGAGUUAAAUCAACUAUAGUACUUUGGUGAUAUUGAGCUGAUAUAUAAAAUGCCAAGGAUUCAAACUGUACUUGGAUUUUCAGUCAUUGAAAGAAGUAUUGAAUUUCUAUAUAAUGCACCAUACUUCGAUAACGAGGAUAUGGACGUAUACGAAGUUAUCAUACUGGCAAUGAAGUCAAGAAUCGUUAAUUUCCAGAGUAAAGCAGUGGUUAUCUAGGCUGAUUAGAAAUCAAAACAUAUUCAUUUUAUCUUAAGUGGUAGAUUUCAAGUAAUUUAAAAGCUAUCUAAUGGAACCUUUAUUUAAAUAGAUCUGUUAGAAAAGGGAGAUUACUUUGGGCAUAUCAACAUUCUUAAUUAUGACAGUGAAGUACCCGAGAGUAAUAAUUCAAUAUAUGUGUAUUCAAUGCUUCCCAGUGAAUGCUUGCAAAUUCAUGAAAAUGACAUUCUAAGUUUGCCAAAAAGAGUUCAGACUCGUUUGAAGGAAUACUCACCUCCUUAUCCAGAGGAAAAAGAUCUACUUUAAGAAUACAAGGAUUGUUUGAAAUAAAAUAUCAAAUAAAAAGAAAUAGUUCAAGAUUUUCUGAUCAGGUAAAACAAACCCACUACUAGCACUUUUUCAAAUGAAUUCAUAGGAGUCUUAAAGAAUAAUAUAAAAAAUGCUCAUCAAAAGAUUGAAGUUAUAAAAGAAUUAGCAAAAUCACCCAACUCUUAUCGAUUUUGUGAUGCAAUCUCAAAUGAUUCACCUUCUAAGAAUACUAUGUUUUAGAUAAAGCCAAACUAAUGCCGAGGAAGCAGUUAAAGCCAAUCUAUGAGAACUAAAAUUAAGGAUUUUAACAUGAAUAGUUCGAAGAGAGAAUCUUUUUCCCUUGGCAGUAGAAUAUAAUCAACAUUUGAUUAAAAUGCCACUCAACAAAACCCUAUUUCCACCUUUUCAGUCCGGUUCUAAAAUUAAGUUGACCAAGUAUAAAUAGAAGAUAGAAAAAUGACACUUUCGCAGGAAGCUAUCGAGAGAAUAGCAAAAGGGUAGACAUAUACGGCCAAAGAAGUUCAAAAGCGUGACACCAGUAGAAGUAAAAUCAUGAUGAAAAACUAUAUAGAUGAAUAAAAAACCAUCUACCAAAAUAUUUAAAGUGCCUCACAGCAAUUUAACUGUCUCAAAAAAGACAAAUUAUUUCAAUAGCAUGCUUCUUAGUUCCUCCCAGUCUUAAACUCAAAGAUAGAUAAACAUGAAAGAAGUCAGAAACUUUUAGAAACAAUAACUAAAAAGGAAACUAAAAUAAGCAUGAAGCGAAGAGAUACAUAGCUAAUGAUCAGAAGAUCUAGCUUAGAUAUAAAUAAUUAUAAUCUUUGA